ACAAUAUGGGAACCCUAAAAUCCUGGUGCAGGUACUUACCAGAUUUGAAGACGGACGUAAGUGUUAUCCUUGGAGAGCAUACCCAAGAAAAUUAGGGGUAAAACCAAUGCUGUUGGUGCCACUGGAAAGCUCACCCCUAAAAAGUAGGUGUAAAACCUUUUCGUCUAGCACAUCUGCCUCACAGUCCCGAGGACCCGGGUUCCGGCUUCACCUGUGUGGAGUUUGCAUGUUCUCCCUGUGCCUGUGUGGGUUUUGUCCGGAUGCUCUGACCACGGUGCUGGUCUGGCUCUGGCCCUUCAGAAAGAGGGACGACCUGAACAUAUGCGCCUCGCGGUUCGACAUUGAUGGCUGCUUCGUGACGACCCACCCGAAGCUCUACCAUCGUCACAUCCGCUCCGGCUCGUCCAACCUGCCGUCGCGCCACCGUCCGUCCUUCCAGAAAUGGAUCUGGAUGAAUCUAGAGUCGCCGACGCACUCUCCCCAGCUGGCUGGGUUCGAUAACCUCUUCAACCUGACACUCAACUACCGCCGUGACGCCGAUAUCACAGUGCCUUAUGGCUCUGUGGUUUCCACCAGGGGACAAGAUCGAGGAGAUGUACCGAAGAUACUUUGAGUGGCGGCGGCACUUUAAGGUGAAGAGGCUGCAGUUUUGGACAGAGCACAUGUGCCUGGCCUGCAACUACACAAACCCAUGAGAAUAUCUGCCUCUGCCUGCUCCAGCUCCUACCCACACGUGACAAAUUCAGUGAAAUGAAUUCAAUCAAUCAUAAUUUCAGUUCUUGUUCAUUUAAGUUUUACAAGGUAUGAAUACUUUUUUUAGUGUUAUGAUUUGUUAAAAAAAUAACAUUUUAUUACCACUCCAGUACAUGUUGCAACUGGAACAAGAUUGUAUGACUUGACAUGGUUGAAAUUUAGCGGCGACUCGACUUGACUUGGUUUUCUUUACCCCUCAGUGACUUAGGACUUGCUUGAGACUUGAAGGCUAUGACUUGUGACUUGCUUGUGACAUACGUGACUGACUCCCAUCUCUGCUCUUCAGCCCAAUUAAGAGGAGAGGCUGAGAUUGCCACUCUUAUGAUCAGUCAGAAACUACUGAAAGCGAAGCAUACUAUGCAGGGGCAAGAGAAAAAAAUG
This is a messenger RNA of Phyllopteryx taeniolatus (common seadragon), 1134 nucleotides long. RefSeq names its product 4-galactosyl-N-acetylglucosaminide 3-alpha-L-fucosyltransferase 9-like. The record is from RefSeq and is a predicted model, not a curated record. Gene Ontology annotation, cellular component: membrane. The coding region runs from base 107 to 613 and encodes 168 amino acids. NCBI's taxonomy places the organism in Eukaryota, Metazoa, Chordata, Actinopteri, Syngnathiformes, Syngnathidae. Gene Ontology annotation, molecular function: alpha-(1->3)-fucosyltransferase activity. The transcript has a single exon.